Camellia sinensis is the source of this 1236-nucleotide messenger RNA. Its product is annotated as protein DEHYDRATION-INDUCED 19 homolog 5. The record is from RefSeq and is a predicted model, not a curated record. Lineage: Eukaryota; Viridiplantae; Streptophyta; Magnoliopsida; Ericales; Theaceae.
UUUAUCAGUUGAUCACAAAAAGGCAAAACACCCCCCCUUCUCUCUCUCUAGCACUCUCUCUCCUCCAUCUAAACCUCACCCCUUCAUUUUUUGUUAGUUGGGUUGUCCUUGAAUUCCAAUUUCCAAUUCAACUUUCUCUUCUUUUUUUUCCCGGAAAAAAAAGUAAAGAAACUGACACAUUCUUUUCUCUGGAAAACUGACGACACAAAAUGGACUUCUGGACUUCAAGGGUUCACUCAGCCAAGCACCUCUCUGCUCUCCAAGCUGCUCGUCUCAACCACAGCUCAGAUAAUCAUUUGAACAUGGACGGUUUAGAAGGAGAUGAUGAUGCAAGAGCUUACUUUCCAUGCCCUUUCUGUUACGUAGAGAUUGAAGUUCGAAUUCUGUGCAAUCAUUUGCACGAAGAGCACUGUUUUGACUUAAAAAAUGCGGUUUGUCCUUUAUGUGCUGCAAAUCUAGGGAUUUCAGGGAAAGACGCAAUUGGUCAUUUUACCGAGCAGCAUUCUCAUUCAGUGAAGAGGAGGAAAAAAUCUCAAAAAUCGGGCUUUUGGAGUAAUAGUUCCUCAAUGUUUGGCAAAGAUUUGCGUGAACUAAGCUCGUUUCUUGGUUCAAGUUCGAUGAGUGGGAGGGGUAAUGUACAUGACUCUGCACCUGAUCCACUCCUCUCACCAUUUCUUUGCAAUGUAACUCUUUCAGACCCUAAAGGUAACCAAGAUGAUGAUUGUUCUAGUAGUGCCGGCUCAACCACUUCUAUCGUGACAAGCACUACCUCAGCAAUGUCAGAUGAACUUCAAGAACAGGAUUACGAGGAGAGAAGGCAGAGAGCCACAUUCUUUCAAGAAUUGAUCCUAUCAACCAUUUUCUAGGAGUUGCUAGCCGAUACCCCUUUUUGGACUUCAAUGGUUCGUUCACCAAUUCAGCCAUCAACAAUACUGAACCGACAGAUACCAGAUUUUAUUCCCCAUGCUUUAGUAGAAAAUCAACCCGCAUAGAUUUGGUUUUGAGAGAAUUUUCUAAAAAAAACCCAACAAGUGUUAAUCUGUUUAUGGCUUUACACUAAAGGCCAUUGUAUCUUCUAUCUGUCAAUCUUUCUACAGUACUCUGGAUGACUAUUAUAUAUGUAUGUAUGUCUAUGUAAUUGUGUAUCUGAAACCUGUAAGGAACUGUAACAAAACCUCGACGGUUAAAAUUUUACUACUUGAUGGUUAAAAUUUUACUACUUGAUUCAGAGUUGAA